Messenger RNA from Stereum hirsutum FP-91666 SS1, 4163 nucleotides. RefSeq lists its product as uncharacterized. Lineage: Eukaryota; Fungi; Basidiomycota; Agaricomycetes; Russulales; Stereaceae. The record is from RefSeq and is a predicted model, not a curated record. The transcript has 4 exons. Bases 689 to 3730 code for a protein of 1013 amino acids. Gene Ontology annotation, molecular function: DNA binding.
GCUCUUGCCACUCAUCGUUGACUGCACUCACCUCCUACGCUGGGCUUACGACGAUGGUGAGUCUCUUCGCUAGGGAAGGCUUGAAUGGACUCUAUUUUCCGCCACGGUGCCAUUACGGCAUCUGCGCGGGCUGAAUGGGCACAAUUGGACGAUUUGGGACCUGCCUUUGGGGCCUGGAUCAGUUUGAGCGGGAGUGGAUCAUCUUCAGGUCGUCGUGGGGAAUGGAAGUUCCCAGGUGAGUGCACCCUUUGUUCUUCUGCUGCGAUCCGCAUGAGCGUUCCUAUCCUCGAGGCUCACCAUCCCGCGCUCUUCGUUUGCGACGGUGCUCUCUCGCUCGCUGGUGCUGUGGACAGGAGGGGCGAUGGGAGGACAGGCUGUGGGGAGGAAGGCGGGGGCAUAGGGCCGGGACGCUGACGCGGUGAUUGGAACGCUGACGUUAUGGACGGCGGUGCCCGGGGGCGCGGCAAGGGAAUUGGCAAAUCGCUUUCGCGAGUCGAUAAAGAUAUCUUCCCCGUGGAUGCUUCUCUCUUCCGUCCCUCUUCUCGCAACAACCACUUCCCCUCCCCAUUUCCCCUCCCCACACACUCCCCCUCUCUUUCCCUACGACCACCACCAAAUAAUCUCUGCUCGCUGGUCGACUGGCCUUCUCCCACUACCAGUCUCUACAUUCAAUUAAUGCUAACGCUGUAUGGAUUCAUCCUCAUCAAACAAUUCUUUUAAUGUUCCUGCCUUCACGAACGUCCCCGCCGCCCACGUCCAACACUCAUACGGUACAAGAAUACGCAACAACUCCGUUAUAAAGCCUUCCGCUCGUCUUCGUCAGUCCCCCGCCCCUCCAGCACCGCCGCGCAAGAUUAGGCCAGCCAUUUCACUUCACAAGUCCGACGCUACGCCAGCCACAGAGCCAGCUCAAGAUGACACGUCCUUAUUUCCGUUCCCUCAUGUCAUCCUCCACAUAGAUGACUCGAGUAGCAAGGUUUUCCUUGCCAUUGGACGCGCUUUCAUGUCCGUGAACAACCGCGCUAUGACCAUCAAGGAUCUGUCGGAGAUGACCUUGAAGCACGGGCUAAUGUGCCAAAAUGUUUCCGCGGCUGGGCAAGCCAUCACCACAUACAUCCGCAAUCAUAUGAGUCGAUGCGAAGCGCAGCAAGACCUUCCCCUUCUCGCCCGUCACACCCUCUCAGGCUCUUCGUCAGACGAUGACCUCCUUCCGGCCCUUUACUCUCGCACCGGUGGCGCUCACUGCCCUCUACCCAAAGGAGAGACACGAAUGACUAAUUUCAGGAGAGGUACCCAGGUCUGGUAUCUUAGUCGUGCCUCUGGCGCCCCUUGUCCUUUUGCACGCGCCGGAAUUCGUCUUUGCGAAUAUAAUGAAAAUGGCAAAAUAGGAGCGCUCCCAGUCUCUUCGAGGGAACGGAAAAGGGAGAGGGAUAGAACACGUCGUCAGGAAAUGUGUGGACAGAAGCGGAAAAGGCCUUUGCGAGCUUGUGCGGAUGGCAGGGCGGAUGAGGGUUCGGAGAGUGCCAGUGAUACAGAAAAGAGGCCAUCGAAAGUAAAGUUGACCCUUCGUCUCAGACCGGGCUCUCUCACUCGCUCCCCCUCAAUCACUAUCUCGGCCUCCCCGUCACUUUCUCCGCCUCCCCCACCUCAACCAGCGACGUUACCUCCCCGAGAAAUCAUCGACCUCUCCCGCCAAUCCGAUUCUGACGAUGGUGACAGUGACGGCGACGAUGACGACGCCCAUGACGACGACGAGAUGUCACUCGACUCGGAGUCCUCGGAGUCGGAAGAGGAUUCGGACCAAGACGCCUCCAUGUCUUCAUCAUCCGAGUCCGAAUCUCCUGCCACUCAUACAUCCUUCCAGCCAGUCGCUGCAUUCCGCCGUUCCCCCUCACUCAUGUCCCUCGCAUCUCUUCCACCGGAUUCAGAGGACGAUGUCGACUACUUCGAAGCGAGGCCACCGAUGUGGUCUGCUCCAGACCGGCGCCGGAGCGUCUCCGUCUCCUGGGGAGAGCAGGACGAAGAAGACUUUGACUGGAGUGAUUCAGACGAUGAUGAUGAUGAGCCUCUAGGGCCUGCGGAGGAUAUAUACUCAGAUGCUCCGGACCAUCUGGACGAGGUACGCGUCAAGCAGGAGCAACAGGAAGAAGACAUUGUGGGAGGCACGUUGGAGGAGUAUGACCGCCUAGAUAUACGCCGCAAGCUCCUAAAGGUCGUCACCGAGGUCGCCAAGUCGGAAAUUAAGGACGGGUUGCAAGUCAAGGAUGAGGAGCAGGAUUGGUCCGACUUUGAUAGGCUCGGUGCUUUCAGUCCAUCGUUCGAUGACCGCCCUUCCCCAUUCGACCAUCCGUACAUCAAGGAGGAGGACCAUGAAGAGGCUUUCCUCGAGCCACUUCCUGCAGGAGACGCCGUAUCUUACGCCACGGUCCCUGACGAAGACGAGCAUAUCUGUGGUUCACCUUUGACGCCGCUCUCCGCCUUAUCUCCUGCCUCUGAGCCCGAUGGAAUGCGGUGGGCUUGCGAACGUAGGCCGAGCGAGCUCCUAUGGCAGGAUGUAGAAUUAUUGGGACCGGACAGCAUCUCGCCACAGGAUAUUGAUGCUGGCACAUGGGACAGCAAAGGACCACAGAGUCGUAGCGCCACCGCCUCCGCACCACGCUUCCAUCCGGACCCUUCAUUCGACUCUCUUCCAGUUGCGUACUCGCCCUCAGCGGACUCUGACGAUACUCAUGACGAUGCGCCACGCACGCCACCCCUUGUCUCACCAUCUUACUUGACUCUCAAGUCACCUUUCGUUCCGAUUUUAUCCACGCCUCGCUUCCGUCCUCGCGACACGUAUACUCCCUCCACCUUCGACGCCCCAGAUUCUUUGCGCUCAGAGUCGGUUGUAGUACACACGUGCGAACCGUGUACUCCGGGUAUCAGCGCCACGCAGUUCGAAGGCAUCUCUGUGUAUCAGAUGACUAUUGGCUCAACGUUGCUUCUCCGCCGCCUGGACACCGACUUCGUCAAUCUAGGCUCUAUCAUCAACCAUUUCAACAUUCCGGUUCCCCGGAUGGCAUCAAUCCCCAACGCGAUCACCAUCACGCACGGAUCUACGUUCGUCUGUGGGACCUGGGUGCCACUGGCGGAGGCUCGGGCUUUUGUGGCGGAGCAUUCUGUUUGUGGGGACGUUCUCGAUGUUUUCCUCUCGGACUCCCUGUCCGAACGUUUCCCUCCUGCACUCCAGGAGUUCCAUCGGUCUGGUGCUCGCGGAUGGCUGCUCACGCAGUUUGGGCCGUCCUUCCGCUCGUCAUUCGACGGUAGGGUGCCCUUCUCGCCACGAAAACGUGACGUACUACCGCAUGAUGACGGUCCGGCAUGGGAAUCUCCGCGUUACAAAACAGAAUCGUUCUUCAUUUCCUCGCCCAAGAAGUCCAAUUUCGAGGUCGAGUUCGAGGACGACUCGGUGAUGGAGACUCCCCUGAGCCCGACGGAGCAGGAGGUUUUCCAGACGCUUGUCGACUUCGCUGGAUGGGAAUCUUCUCCGACACCUCUGACGGCUCGUCCCCUUCCACAACCUUCCUCGGAACCUACGGAGAAUAUGAGCGAGAAAGUGCCGGAGAAAGUACGUGAGAAGAGCGCUAUUCGACGUCGAUCGCGGGACCGGGACCGCGCAGGGCUGCGUCGGUCGAUGAGGGUGGCGAAUGCUACGGCUCGUUCACGAACGCGUUCGUGCAGACGAGCGUGAGGGUUUAGGUUCUAUGUUUGGCCGCUGAGGGCCGUCAGCGCUUGCGCUACAUAUGCAACAUUAUGCUUACCAUGCCGCAAGUCUUCUUCUUUCCGUAUGCCGUACAGUAGACUGCUUUUUUUUUUCUGCCCGUCGUCUCCGCUUUGAACCCCGAACUUACAGUUGUAUCACGUACUUACAUUCUUCUUCGACUUUUUGCCCAUUUUUGUCUGAUGCUCUGCGCAUUCAAGGCGUCCGACGUUUCCCUCCGCUACAGUACUCUACACAUACGCUUCGGCUCUGCCUCUGCCGACGAUCAGGCAUACCCCAAUGCCGCAUGCCCGACUGGUCUUGUUCUCUUUUUUUUUUGCACGGGCAUGCGGAGGCGUUCGUAUAGCUUAGCUUACCCUACUUUACUUCCGAGACAUAUUGUUAUUUCGUGACGAAACGUUCC